Molecule: messenger RNA, 2195 nt
Organism: Polychytrium aggregatum
Lineage: Eukaryota; Fungi; Chytridiomycota; Chytridiomycetes; Polychytriales
Product: P-loop containing nucleoside triphosphate hydrolase protein
Exons: 3
Coding region: 90-2018 (642 amino acids)
Cellular component (GO): mitochondrion
Molecular function (GO): ATP binding; nucleic acid binding
Source: RefSeq, a predicted model, not a curated record
CGGCCCUGAUCGGUCCUGAUCAGUCCUCCAUCGGUGCAGAUCGCUGCUGGUCGCUUCAAGCAUCGUCGCUGAUUUCCGAUCAACGCACAAUGUCCAAGCUGUGGCAUAGCUCGUCGGGCUCUCUGUGGCGCCAGAGUGUUUCCAGGAUCCGCUGUUCGCAAGUGGGCCUUCCCCCAGCCGCAUCCCAACCACAUCCGCUUGCGCUCGGAGCUUGCACAAGCCCGUUCCGCCACUCCGUUCUGAGGUGCUUCACGCCUCCUCGGCAGCACACUGAUUCCGGCCCGCGAGCACAAAAGCCAGUGGAAACACCCACGCUGCUUCCCUUCCUCGAUGCUACGGAUGCUGUCGAAACCACCGCUGCCGCUGAUGGCGAGCGCCUCGCUAGCCAUCACACAAAACUCCCGCAUCCGCAAAACGCAGCGGAACAUGAUGCCUCAGGCAGCGACAAUCGGUUCUCGUCAAUACCGGCAAUCUCUGAAAAAACACUCCGGGCCAUCAACCAGGACUUCAAGUUCGAGUCCAUGUCCGAUGUCCAGAAAAAAGUCCUCAGUCUCCUCCCGACGACUUCCGAUCUGCUUGUGCGGGCCAAGACGGGAACAGGCAAAACCCUGGCGUUCUUGAUUGCUGCCAUCGAAACAGCCGACAUGCGUGGUACAAAAGACAGAGUGCCCAUUGUGAUCAUAUCGCCAACACGCGAGCUUGCCUUUCAGAUCGCUCGCGAGGCAGCUAAGCUCGUCAAAUAUCACCGGUAUAACGUCGUCAGCCUGGUCGGCGGCGAGAGUGCUUCACGCCAGAAGCAAGCGCUGGCACGCGGUGCGGACAUUGUCGUCGGCACCCCCGGCAGACUGUUGGACCACCUCGAAAACGACUCUGCUUUCCGUGAACGAUGUCAAGGAAUCCAGGUGCUGAUUCUGGAUGAAGCUGAUGUACUCCUCGAGAUGGGCUUCCGGACAGAUAUGGAGAGUAUCUUUUCCCAUCUGCCUCACAAGCGCCAAACGUACAUGUUCUCGGCCACGAUCUCUCAAGGCGUCAAGGGUGUUGCCAACGUCUACCUUCGUUAUCGGUAUAAGUUGGUGGACUGUGUUCCCGCAAACGAACAAGCAAGUCACAAGGUUAUUUCCCAAAGCUACAUCAUUGCGCCAUUUUCACAACAAGCCCUGCUACUCAUGGACAUCAUCAACCAGCACCGUGCCGAGAACCCCGCCGGCAAGAUCAUUGUCUUUUUCUCGACAACAAAGGUCGUCAAGUACCUUUCAAGUGUCUUCAAUGCCAUCCCGGGCAUGGAUGUGAUGGAGAUUCACUCUGGCCUGGAUCAACGCCAGCGCACCCGAGUCAACGAGCGCUUUCGUCGCGCAUAUUCUGCCGUCCUGUUCACCUCUGAUGUCUCUGCCCGCGGCGUGGAUUAUCCUGGCGUCACACUGGUUGUUCAAAUGGGUGUCCCGUCGUCGCCACAAAACUACAUCCAUCGGAUCGGGCGAACCGGCCGAGCCGGCAAAUCAGGCCAGGCCAUUAUGAUCCUGUCUCCACCGGAGCGAUCGUAUCUCUUGGAUCUCCACAGACUUCCGAUCAAGCAGGAGAUGCGAUUCCAACCAGCAAUCAGCGCAGCGAAUACCAAGAACAAGGAGGCUCUCCGAGUCGCAUUGGAGAGCUCGUCUCGCUUUGAAGCCGCACAGUGCUACACAGCCUUCUUGGGUUUCUACAAGCAACAGCAGCCGCGGCUUCGCUGUUCUUCUGAAAGCAUCGUGGCAGCAGCGAACGAUUUUGCCACGGGCCUGUUGGGACUGCCGGAGCCUCCAGCAGUCAAGUACAGCCUGCUGCAUCGACUUCAGUUCCACAACAUCCGCGGCGUUCGCGCCAUUCGAGAUGAUCAGUCAACCCCGGAAGAUACCUUCCACACCCCCAAGCCGCGCAAAUACGAUGAUUUCCAGGGCCGCUCCCAUUCUCCGGAAUCCAAGAAAGGCGGCUUCGGCCACGCUCGCGGCCAUCAGGGCAAGCCCAAGCGCAGCCCGAGGCACUGAGACCAAUGGUGUUGUCGGCCACAUCUGAGCCGGACCUGGCCGAUGAGAAAUCAUGGGAUGGAGACCCGGGGCAAGCAAGCUGGCCUGGUCUGUGUCGGAUGGGCGAUGUGGAGAUCUGGCAUUUGCCCGAAAGAGGCAAUCUGUCCCACUGUUCGGCAAACACGCUGUAUACUGUGA